Jaculus jaculus (lesser Egyptian jerboa) is the source of this 1649-nucleotide messenger RNA. Its product is annotated as intestinal-type alkaline phosphatase 1. Gene Ontology annotation, molecular function: alkaline phosphatase activity. Gene Ontology annotation, biological process: dephosphorylation. The record is from RefSeq and is a predicted model, not a curated record. The transcript has 11 exons. Bases 51 to 1649 code for a protein of 532 amino acids. NCBI's taxonomy places the organism in Eukaryota, Metazoa, Chordata, Mammalia, Rodentia, Dipodidae. Gene Ontology annotation, cellular component: plasma membrane.
UAGCUGGUACCUCUGUUUCUCAGCCUGGUACCCUAGGACCAGUAGCAGCCAUGCAGGGAGCCUGGGUCCUGUUGCUGCUGGGCCUCAGGCUCCAUCUGUCCCUUGGUGCCAUCCCAGUGGAGGAGGAGAGCCCAGUUUUCUGGAACCAAAAGGCAGCCCAGGCCCUGGAUGCCGCCAAGAAGCUGCAGCCCAUUCAAACCUCGGCCAAGAACCUCAUCAUCUUCCUAGGGGACGGGAUGGGGGUGCCCACAGUGACAGCCACGCGGAUCCUAAAAGGACAGAUAAAUGGCUAUCUAGGGCCCGAGACACCGCUGGCCAUGGACCGCUUCCCAUACAUGGCUCUGUCCAAGACAUACAACGUGGACAGACAGGUUCCGGACAGCGCAGGCACGGCCACAGCCUACCUGUGCGGGGUCAAGGCCAACUACAAGACCAUCGGCUUGAGCGCGGCUGCCCGCGUUGACCAGUGCAACACGACUUUUGGCAAUGAGGUCCUCUCCGUGAUGUACCGCGCCAAGAAAGCCGGGAAGUCCGUGGGUGUGGUGACCACCACCCGGGUGCAGCACGCCUCUCCAGCGGGCACCUACGCGCACACAGUGAACAGAAAUUGGUACUCCGAUGCAGAAAUGCCCAGCUCUGCAAGGCAGGGCGGCUGCCAGGACAUCGCCACCCAGCUCAUAACCAACGUGGACAUAGACGUGAUCCUCGGUGGGGGCCGCAAGUUCAUGUUUCCCAAGGGGACACCAGACCCUGAAUACUUAAAUGACACGGCCCAGUCUGGAACCAGACUGGAUGGACGGGACCUGGUCAAGGAGUGGUUGAUCAAGCACCAGGGGGCCCGGUAUGUUUGGAACCAGGAAGAGUUCAGGAAGGCAUCCCAGGACCCAGCAGUGACUCACCUCAUGGGCCUCUUUGAGCCAGCAGAAAUGAAAUAUGACAUCUACCGAGACCCCUUGAUGGACCCGUCCCUGAUGGAGAUGACAGAGGUGGCCGUGCGCCUGCUGAGCAGGAACCCCCGGGGCUUCUACCUGUUUGUGGAAGGAGGCCGCAUCGACCAAGGUCACCAUGAGGGCACAGCUUACCUGGCGCUGACCGAGGCUGUCAUGUUCGACUCUGCCAUCGACAGGGCGAGCCAGCUCACCGAUGAGAAGGACACGCUGACCAUCAUCACUGCUGACCACUCCCACGUCUUCACCUUUGGCGGCUACACAUAUCGGGGGUCCUCUAUCUUUGGCCUGGCCCCCCUCAAGGCAGUGGACGGCAAGUCCUACACCUCCAUCCUGUACGGGAACGGCCCUGGCUACGUGCUCAACUCAGGCAACCGGCCCAAUGUCACCGAUCUGGAGAGUGGCAACAGGACGUACCGGCAGCAGGCGGCGGUGCCGCUGGCGUCGGAGACGCACGGCGGCGAGGACGUGGCGGUUUUCGCGCGCGGCCCGCAGGCGCACCUGGUGCACGGCGUGCAGGAGCAGAACUACAUCGCGCACGUCAUGGCCUUCGCGGGCUGCCUGGAGCCCUACGCGGACUGCGGGCUGCCGCCCCCUGCCGGCCACAGCGGCGCCGCCGGCCAGGGCAGGGCCGCUGCGCCGCUGUCCCUGUCGCUCUUGGCUGGGUCGCUGCUGCUAGUGGCAGCGUCCAUGGCCUCCUGA